Messenger RNA from Drosophila montana, 2992 nucleotides. RefSeq lists its product as uncharacterized. Lineage: Eukaryota; Metazoa; Arthropoda; Insecta; Diptera; Drosophilidae. The coding region runs from base 170 to 2425 and encodes 751 amino acids. Gene Ontology annotation, cellular component: nuclear membrane. Gene Ontology annotation, molecular function: lamin binding; actin filament binding. Gene Ontology annotation, biological process: nuclear migration along microtubule. The transcript has 4 exons. The record is from RefSeq and is a predicted model, not a curated record.
UAGAGCUAGCCGCUGUCACUGCCCGGUUUUUUUUAAUACAUAUAUAUACAUAUAUAGACCCUUACGCAUGGUUUGUCACAUUUACCUAGUUGUAGUUGAUAAUAGAGUAAGACGAGCAUCAAAUUCAUAAAUCGUAACAACGAAACGAAAGUUCUACAAAAAUAACAAUAUGCAAACCCUAAUAUUGAUGCUUGCCGCCAAAGCGGUGCCACUUUUGGCGCUCAUUUUCGUGCUCGCCUUGCUGGUCUACAAAUGCUACAUAAAUGUGCGCUCACGCUUCGACAUAACGGUCAACUGUUGGUUCUGCAACAAGAACCUGCGCGUGCCGUUUACGCAGCGCAACAGCUGGACCUGCCCGGACUGCGAGCAGUAUAAUGGCUUCAACAAGGACGGCGACUACAAUCGCGACAUCUUGUCGCAGCGCGACUGCAGCAGCCGCACGGAUGCGAACAGCUCGCGGGGCAGCAGCAGCGCGACCAGAAAUGGCCACUGCGCCAAUGCAUACUAUGCGAACGGAUUGACGCCGCCGCAGGAGAACGGCCUGUGCGCCCAGUGCAACGAGGCGCAGCGCUUGAAGAUUGAGAAGCUGGCACAGUUUGAGCCGAAGCACGAGUCGCGCUUCGACCAGGAGCUAAAGGUCUAUCAAAACGAGCUGGAGCAAAGGUAUCGGCUAUGCGGCAGCUGUGAGCGGCACGUCAACAAGGUGCUGCAUGAGAAAAAGAAAAUGGUGCUGGGCUCCAAGUUUCUCAACUUCAUAAUGAAGGGCGCCGCAUUGCUGAAGCAGCCGCACUUCCAACGUCUCGCCCGCGCCCAGCAGCAGCGUCGCCUGGCGCGCUAUCAGCGCCUUAUGAAGUGGCUGACAUUGGUUAACAUACUGUGCCUGGUGUGCAGCCUGCCGACGGCCACGCCCGAGCAGUUCAGCUCCAUGCUGGGCAUACUGGCCAAGCCCUUCUUCUUUGUCUAUUCACAUGCGCUGACCAUGCUCCAUCUGCUGAUCGACUAUGCCGGCGAGUUGGUGAGGGAGCAGCCCCUUGCCGCCAAAUUGCUGCUGUUCGCCAACAUUCUCGGCAAGCUGAUGGUCUACUCGGUGGGCAUGAACCACACGCAGGCAGGCCAGGCGACAUUCAGCGUCUGCUACACCAGCGUCUAUCCGUACGCGAUGCUGGGACUCAGUUUUAUAAGCAACCUAAUUUAUGGAUUCAAACUGACACGCUACACCGUGCUGCUCGUCCUGUGGAGCAUCUAUGCCAAGGGCUCCUUUCUGCUCGUCGAGGCCAUCGAUGGCGUUACCUAUAUCCUGCUGGGCAGCGUGGUGACAAUGCUGCUGCUGAGCGCCAAGCAAAGCGAAAGCCUGGAGCAAAUGUCCGCUGGCGAGAGCUUCCAUCGGCUGUGCGCGGACGAGUGCAUCCACGACGAUGAAACGAUCAGCAUGCUGAGCCAGCAGCUGAACUGCAAUGCCAGCAAUGCUACCGACAACACCACCGCCAACAAUCUGUCGCUGCCUGGCUCCGGCUGUCAUAGUCCGCAGCUGCGCUCGCUGGCCGGCGGGCAGAGCAGCCAGAAUACGGCAGUUGGGUCGGCGGCGCUGCCGCCGCCAUCGGUGCUGUCCCUGGACUCGCUGCACCUGUCCACGCAGCAUACGCCCAUGAAUCGGAUGCUGGCCUCGCCGGCGCCCACCUAUCACGCCCCGUCGCCCAUGUAUGCGGCCGGCAGCUUGGACCAGCAGGCCUGGCGCAGCAGCUAUAACGCCGUGCAGCAACUGGAUGCAGUGAAUCUGGGCCAGAGUGGUGCCAACGGCUGGCAGCGUGCACAGUAUACGACGGGCCUGGAGCAGCGGCCGCAGUCGUCGUAUGGCUUUGGGCUCGAUCAGCGUCCGAUGACGCGCUCCACCAACAAUUUGCUGUUCCCGCCGCGCCUCCAGCUGCAGCAGCAGCAGCAGCAGCAGCGCAAUGGCGACAUUAGCGCCUGGGUGAAUGCUGCCAGCGCCAAUGCGCAUCCGGACCUACUGCAGGAACCGAGCACGGCCAAUUUGAUGCACUGCAGCUACAAUCGCGAUCUGUCGCGCACCUCCUCGCAAUCGUCCGGCUUCGAGUCGCAGCUGGGCAACAACAAUCCGGCGGCACGUCCGGAUGUGCCAAUGCCGCAACCCUUUUGGCCCCUUCCAGCGGCGCCACAAGAGCUGCUGCAGCAGCCGCCACAGCCGCAGGCACAAUUCCAGCCGCUGAAUCCGGGUGUCAUGCGCGAUUUUUGCUGGUCGGAGCAGCGUCAGGUACGCGUGCCCCAACCGCUUGGCUCGCCGUACGCAGUCCAGAGCGAGCUUGGACGCAGUGCAGCCGCCAAGAGCCAGAACGAUUAUCGUCCCGGCGACCUGCUGCGCAACUGGAUGGACCGCAACGGAGUCGCCACGCAAAAGACCAGCGGCUGAUUCGGUUUUGGAUCGAUUUCAAUUUAGUUUUCGUUCUAGUUCUAGUUUACGUUUAUUUCGCAUAGUUAAAUUUUAACGGUAUCAUUUCAUGGGUUCAACAAUAAACACACACACACACACACACACACACGCACACACAUACACGGAAACGAACUAAACAAAUUGAAACAAAUUACUAUCCUAUAUCGACUCAGGCAUUUAUGACGCUAUAUGAUAUUAUAAAUUAACUAUAUAGGCUAUUUCUAGGCAUCGUAUAAAGUCAAAGAUAUCUUUUAAAAAUAUGCCAUAUAUAUAUAUAUAUAUAUAUAUGACAUGGUAGAGGGCGUUACUUAAAGUUUAUCCGAAAAGAAAAUUUAUAUAUAUAUAUUUUUAUGCCGAACUUGUUGAGCACUUAUCAUCGCAUGUUUUUCAAAGAUAUCUUUAGGAACUAUGAAAAUAUAUGCAAUUAUGUAUGAGACAUUAGUUAGUUAUUUAUUAUAGUCAGGACAUUGUUAAACUAUCGAGAUAUAUAUGUAACUAGAUUUGAAUGAAUUUUUGAAUGACAUUAAAUUUAAAUAUAUGCAUUUA